GUCAUUUUCAACAUGGCGUCCCUCGCGAGGUUUCGUGCGAACUUGCGUUUGGAGAAAGAGCAUUUUCUGGCACGGUGGAGUUCUUUGAAGAGACUAAGAUUGUUGCAGAGAUGUAAACAUACAGAAUGUGCAGUUGAGGUUGAAGUUGGAGGCCAGUAAGUGUGGGAUUAACACCCUUGAUAUCUUUUCACGUGGUAUAUGCCAUCGAUGGAAAAUAUGCGAAAUAUUAGGACCUUAUUCAUUCCUUAAUUAAAUAAUUAAGCUUAAUUUUUUAACAGUUUUGGUCAUGUUUGUGUCGUAGAAAAAUGUCAUUCGCAACGGGUAAAAUGGCUAGGUUGGCAGACGGAGCCGUGGUUGCUGAGGUAAGCUGUUGUCUUCAAUAUAUUACAAUUAUUAUUAAUCCUUAAAAUAAGUUUUAUAUUAAGAAUUGAUACUUUCCAUAAGGUAUGUUGCAAACCUAAUAUUAUUACGAAGUAACGUAAGUCAAGUUGAUACCAGUUUUGCACCUGUGGAUAAUAUUGUUUUUCAUCAGAAGUCCAUAAAGAUCCAACUUGUUUAAGCAUCUGUACCAAAGACAAUAAAGAUAACAAUUUGAACAGUCUUGGAACUCGAUGUCAACCACGCAAGCUUGAACUAAACAUUGAGGGCAUGGUAUUCAAGAUACAUACAAGCAAUAAUGCCUAUUUUGCGAGGUCAAGAUAGCUAGAUGAGGCCGAUUACUAGCCAUCUUUACAGAAUAACUUAGGUGCUGCGCACUGAUCAAGUUAGCCCCUUUUUGUAAAUUAGUGUUGUAACUUCCUUGUGUGGUCAUCUGGAGAUCUGGAGUGUUAUGGCUUUAUCAGAAAAGUGGGCUCCUUUAGAAAAAGGGAGCCCUGAAGGGCCAAUCAAAUGGUUCACCUCUGCCUAAAGAAUUUUAAGUUCUUGUUAUAAAGAAAUGAGUAAAUUUUGUGUCUCUGAAGCCAAUUUUCAAUUAUCAAAUACUUCUAUUGCUUUUUUUUCACUCCAAUAACCAUUAAAAUUAAAAUUUGAAUCUUUCAUUAUAUGUACACAGAAAAUAUCACAUCCCUAAAUUUAGAUUUCCACAAUAUUUCUAUCUCCUAUAGCAUGGAGGGAAUUCUACUCUAGUUGCUGUUGUUGGGGAUAAGAAAUCAAAACCAACUGGUGACAAAAGCUUGCAUCUAAAAGUAAGGUGUACUUUGUUCCUUUUUUAUGAGUCAGUGAAUCUAAAUCUUAAAUAUGAUUUGUUAUUUACCUGUUUCUGUUGUGUCAUUGCAGGUUGAUUAUAAAGAAAAAGCAGCUGCAGGAGGCCAGAUUCCUAAAACAUUCUUCAGGAAAGAUGUUAUUUUAUCCGAAAGAGAAACAAUUGUCAGUAGACGGAUUGGUAUGAGAAUUUUUUGUGUUCUGUAUUCUCUCUCUCUCUAAGAAUUUUCUAAAAGGUUCUUUGGUUUUCUUCAUUCUAGAAGUACCAACAUUAUACCAAAUUAUAGUUGAAUCUGGACUCAGAGAACUAGGGGCCACCAUGUUGAUACAUUUGCUCCUGAAAAAAUCCAAUAUCUUUCAUAUCUAUUUGAUCAUUAUUCUUUUGUAUUCAUGGUGCAUACUAUAACAUCAAGUCAUAAGUAUGGACCCCAGAAAGCUUACCUAGAAGGGAUUUUGUGGCUAAAAAUAGAAGAGACACAUAAGUGAAUGAAACUUUUUGGAAUCGUCUACCAUUUUACUUUAUGCAAUAGUGUAGUUUGAUCGUCUGUGUGAGUGUAGUCCUGAGAAGGAUUGUUGUCAGUAGUGGUAACUGAUGUUUCAACAACCUGAGCAGAAGUUGUUAUCAGAGUCAAGUGAAUCGUUGGUGUCAGUUAAAUGAUGUCAUCAGUCAAAAGUUGUUGUCAGUUGAAUCAAUGACUGACCCUGGAAAGCUGGUUUACUAACUUGAAACAGACUCCCCUCAACAAGUGUCAACCACUACUGUUGCCAUACAAAUGACUCAUUCACGACAUUAACAUUACAAAUGAACCAAACAGAACAACCUUUCUUACUAAUGGAUGAAGACCAACCAAUCACAACUGACAUACACCACUUGAGUCUUACAGCCAAUAACAUCACAGCAAAACCAAACAAUCAGUUUGUACAAACCGGACUAAGAACAUUUGACUGACAACAAAUAUUCACUUGACUCUGAUGAUAACUUCUGCUCAGGUUGUCAAAACAUCAGUCACUACUAGCGACAACAGUCCUUCUCAGGACUACACUCACCCAGACCAUCAUUAUACAUAACAUUACAUGUUACCCCCAGGUUCAAACCAUUUACUGCAUUUUACUUUAUGAUAAAUCAGAAACUCAUUUUCCACUUUCUUCUUUAAUAGACAGAUCACUCAGGUCAUUAUUCCCCAAUGGUUACCAUGAUUCUACUCAGGUAAGAUUGGCAUUUUCCUAUUCUUUUAAACUAAUUUAGUUAGUGAAGGGAGACUGAUGGUGUUCUAUUUAACCCUUAAAGCCCUUAGAGUGACCAGGAUCUAAUUUUUCCUUGCAGUCAUUGUGUCAUCCUAGAAUCAAACAUUAAGAUCACAAGAAGUAAGGAGAUGAUCAUUGACUAAAGAAUGUUUUGAUAGUUAAAUGAACUCUCACUGUCAGCCACAGGAAAUGUAAAGAGAAUAGAAUAGGUAAUAUGCAUACUGAGGGUAGGGUGUUUUAACACACCAUUUUAACCCUCAAAAGGGUUGAAAUGUUUAAAUAAUGCAUUGGUGAGGUAGACUAUUUCUAGAGACAUCUCUCUCUGUCUACUUGCACUAAAACAUCUUUUAUAUCCAAGACUAUAUUUGUGGAGCAUUAUUUUGAUAUUUACUGGUGUGCUGUUUAUAUGAAGAAUAACUGUUAGAAAUAUUUGUAUCUAUCUAAUAUUACAUGUAUUUUCACUUAGAAUUGUGUGUUAUUCCUUUUGUUUGAAUGUGUAACAGGUAACAGGAAUUUUAUGGGCAGCAACUGGGCUUCAUGAUCCUGAUAUUGCUGCUAUGAAUGGAGGUCAGUUUUAAUAAUAACUUAAUAAUAACAUUUUUUUCUGAAAUCCCAUUCAUGCCAUGGGGGAAUGGAGAGGGGAAGUAGCAGAACUCCAAGUCACUUGAUAUUUUUGAAACUGAGAUAUACUAUGUCAUCAAGUAAAUAUUGGUGGACACUCUAAGAACCUUAGCUUGGGAGUCACUGAAGUCUUUGUGCUACUGGUCUGGUGACAUUAGAGCACAAAGACAGGAAGCAAAUCACAAACAAAAAUCUGAUGAACUCCAAACAAACAUCAAGAGACAAAGUGAGAAAUUAAGUACUCACUAAUUUUGGUACUAACAUUUGAGUACUAUUUUAUCUGUAUUUUGUUGCAGCUUCUGCAGCUGUUUCAGUGUCUGAUAUCCCUUGGAGUGGUCCCAUUGGUAAGAUGUUGGAUAAAAGCUUAAUGUAUUUCAGUGCUGGUUUCAUUAUACCCCUUAAAUGAUAAUCCACUCAAGAGCAUGCUUCUAAAAUCAGUUCCACCUUGUAACACAUUUCAGGUUUCUUGGCCAUUUUGCAUUUCAUGAAGUAUAUGUCAGCUUUGGACUUGCUUUAUGCUUUUAGUUAAUUUGAUAAAAAAGGAUGAGAAGAAGAGGAAGCUUUUGUGUUUCACUAGUGGGAAACUGAACCCUCAGUGGGUUGUCAACUAAAUUUGUCUUUCUAACUGUAUGUUAUGUCAAAAAACUGAGACACAGGGUCAAAAAUUAUGGAUUGAAAUAAUAGAAAAAGCUUUCAAUCAGUUGAAUGAAAUUAUUUUGUUUGUGGUUUUAUAUUUUAGGUGCUGUUAGAGUUGGAGAGGUUGAUGGAAAGUUUGUUAUUAAUCCCACAUGGUCAGAACUUAGUAUCAGCAAGUUGAAUCUUGUUGUUGCUUGCAGUAAAACAAAAGUUGGUAAGAUGAGAAUAUAAGCAACUGUUUAGUUGUAAAUACAUAAGGUCACAUUUUCCCAACAUUAUCAAUGAGCAUGUGCUUUUCCACUAGGGUUGACAAUUAAAUUAAAGAAUGAAACUUAAUUUGCUUACCAGAAUGAUGUUUUUAUGAGAAAAAUAAAACAAUUAAGAAUGAGACAAAGAUUAACCUUUUAACUCCCAGCAGUGAUCAAUAUGCAACUUCUCCCAAUAAUAUCCAUACAAUAUCCAGCAAACGGGUGAUGAGAAUACUCAAAUUUAUCAGGUACAAGUUGCCAUCUUGAUCCAACACCAAAUUCUUGUAACUAAUUUACAGCAGCUAGAGGGGAGAAUUAAUAAUCAGAUCUUGGGAGUUAAAGGGUUAAAGGAAACUGUACUUGGUAUUCAUCAUUAUUGAAGGGAAUUGGAUGAUUAUUUUUAGGAGCAUAAGAGAAUAAUAAGAGUUUCUUUGAUUCCCAAGAGUAAUGAAACUUUUGAUUUACAACUCAGUUCCUGUUGAAUGUUUGAAGUGCUGAGCUGUGGGAAAAACUUAAUUCAUAGCAAAUAAAGUAGCACUGUACAACUUGUGUUUUCCACUUAGCUUUGAUUAAGUCAAACAACAGAAUAAGAAUCUAUGAUAAAUAACUUUCAAACUGAUGGUAUUAAAAACAGUGUUCUUGUGACUUUCAGUGAUGAUAGAGGCAUUUGCUCAAGAAGUGAGCUCUGAGAGAUUUUGUGAAGCUGUAAGAUUUGGCUUUAAGGAGGUAUGCCAUGAAAAAAGAUAUAAAUCUUACUUAAUCGUUGAGAUUAUACUAGUGAAAUUAUUACUGCAUUUAACUGAGGGUUAUAUUUCAUCAACAGUGUCAAACCAUUAUUGAAGCUCUACUUGAGUUGCAAAGACAAGCGGGAAGGAAGAAGGACAUGUCACGAGUUGGGCGUGACACACCUCCUAAAGAGAUAAAGGAUGCUAUUGUGAGGUAAAGAAGUCUUAUAAAAAAAACUGAUUGGAUCAAAAAAGGUUUAAUAUCCACCUCUUUAUGGACUGAAACUAAGAACAGACCUCCUCCCCUCCUAAAAAAAAAAAAAAAAAGAAAAAAAAAUGAAAUCAUGCCUAACUGAAAUUAAGCACACAUAAUACAGACCUUAAUCAAGAUACACAGGACUCAUACAUUACUUGAACAAGGUCAAUUUGUGGCAUCAUCUUGGCAAAUUCGUUCAUUGAUAACUCUUGACAUAGCAAAUUUUGAAUCGUUAAAACAAGAACAUUGCUGUUUAAGAGAUUGACACUAAGAUCAGAGCCUGACAAUCUAUCACGUUUUGCCAGUUUUAGUUAGUAAAGAUCACUGAACAUAUAAUUUACGUUCUGUUUUUUUCUUUUCUCCUAGGUUUAAUUUAAACAAAGAAUUCGACAAAAUAUUUUCAAACUUUGCCUACUCAAAGGUAUGACAUUUACCCUUCUCUAUCCCGGGAGUGUUUUUUUUAUUGUAAAAAAAAAAUAAUGGGCCAAGGUGUCUGAAAUCAGGAGACAGUGCGCCAAAUUGGACAGAAAAGAACGACAUCAGACAAUAGUGUCGGACAUAAGACGGAAAUGACCGAAAUCGUUGGAUAGCGUCAGACAUCCAAUGGAAUUGUCAGAAAUUUGACGGAUGGGUCCGAAGUCGGACCGAAUACUGGGCUGUCAGACGGAACUUUCCAAAAUCUGUUAUAACUGUUUGAAACAGUUAUAUCAGAAAUAGUAGGAAAUAGUAGUUCUGUCGAUGUUAUCACAAUUUCUGUAAAUUCCAGUCGCAUUUUGGAGCACUGGUCUAAUAUUUAUGACACGAAAUAGUAUCAAACUAUUUUAGCUUUAUGAUGCUCUUUUGAUGAACAAACAAAACUUACGGAGGAACAAACUUUAAGAGGGAAACGGCCAAAUCAAAGAGUUUGUAUUGCAAUAAUGAUUUUAAUGUCAAGUAUUAUUUCACUUCAGAUGGAACGCGACAAGGAAAUGUUUAAAGUUAGGGAUGAUCAUCUCUUACACUUUCAAGGUGUGUUAGAAACACAGAUUUUAUCAACAUAACAGAUCAUUGGUUAGAUUUGGUUUGGAUUAACAAUUUUACCUAGAAAGUAAUCCAGGUUUACAUUGGAUUGACUCCGUUUUUCUCUGCGUCACUCUCUCAACCAACCAAGAGCAGAAACAAAAACCAGUGGGAACCAGUGUUCCUCGCGUUUUUCAGCUCUUAGGGUGGUUUCAUUGAUUUCACUCUGGUUUCUCUUUGGCUCCUCGUGAUAUUAUUCUGUGCUCUGAUUGGCUGUUUUGAUAAGUGUGGUUUGUGACUCUCACUCGCAAAGUGCUCUAUUGGUGGGACUCAGUGACUGAAUGAACUACUACAAAUAAAACAUGCCAGACAAAUACAACCGCUCAUCUUAACAAAGAUAAAUUUUAAUGGGCCUCUGAGAACUCUAAUCUGCACCCCACAACUGACGUCUAGCACAAUAAUUUUUGAUGUAACCAAGUUGUUUGGUUUCAGUUUAUUCGGCUUAUUGUUUUAAAAGGUGGUAGAUCCAAAUAAAAAUAAUUUUUUUUCAUUUUUGACUUUAACAGAGAGAUUUCCAAAUGUUGCCGCUCGUGAGAUAGAAAAUGCAAUAUUUGAAGAAACCAAAUCAGUGUUUAGGAACAACGUUCUUUAUUCGUCCCAAAGGUACAAUAAUCAUUUUACAAUAUUAUUCCUUAUAAGGAUUAUUUCUUGAUACAUUUAACUCACAACGUAGAAUGGUUUUAGAAACGAAGUUAAGUGCAAAGGGGAUGUUUCCGUCCACACCGCUCAAGAUAAACCAAGGAAAACUUGAUCUGUAGGAUAAACAUGUUAGGGGAGCUGAUUUUAUCUCAGACUUUACCUUUAAGGUGUAGAGUGGCGUACUUAAGUACUCCCAAAGCGCUGAGGUAAUCGGUUCAUACCAUGACGAAGACUACUGAGUAAGUUUUGAAAAUUUACAACGAUGUACACUUAUUUUGUUCAGAUGUGAUGGACGUGCGUUUGAUGCUCUUCGACCCAUAAGAUGUGAAGUUGAUUUGUUCAAGAGUCUUCAUGGAUCUGCUUUAUUUCAAAGAGGAGAAACCCAGGUUUGCCUCUCUCUAAAGAGAGUUUAAGAUCCAUGUUUGGUAUAUUCACCGCAAACGUCAAACCGCGGUCAGCAGUCUGUAGUUAGAAGUUAGAACUUUCGAGACUUUCAGCUUUUUAGAUCGACGUCGGCUUUCGCCUGGAAAAAAAAAAUUAUCAUGCGCGCCGCUAUCUUGAAUUACACAAAGUAUGGAGGGCACAAACACAAAAUGUGGCUAAAACGUUGGUUUUCUCGCGUCCCAAACGGAUUGCUUAUAAAGAAAUGACUUCACCUCACAUAUAUUUAUGGGACGUACGUGAGAAUUUUCGAAUGGGGAGAAAAAAAGCGUCUAGGGAGUUCAAUUACCUGAAACUGCUUUGCCUGAAGUUCAAACGUGGACAGCAAAUGGCGAACAUGACCACUGGAGUCUGGUCACGUGCCUCCCAGUCGUGUGCGGUCACACGUAUUCUGAAACCAACUUGAAUCUAAAACUCCCUAAUGAUUCAUUUCGACUUCGUGACUCACAACCAUCAUAAAAGGUAGUACUGUAAUAUUUUAUCUACACAGCUACUGCAGUAAACAAAUUAACCCAUUCCUUAUUUUUCUCGAAAGGUGUUUUGUACAGCAACACUUGGAUCCCUUCGUUCUGCAAAACAACCUGACGCCGCCGUUGUAGGGGUCGGGUAAGUAAGGAUUUGUUGGAGCAUUUUGUGUUAAGUUUGCCGAUGAUAAAUUUGCUCUCGAUUUUUCUUGAUGGUUUCACGAGAAGAAACAAAGCUACCGUCAGCUUUUUUGGGUAACAUAACAGCUACUUGGAGAAAGUUUACAGUAUUGCAUGCUUUCUGUUCUAUUGAAUGGACUUGUUCUUCUUUUCAAAAUUCGGUAAAAUUUUCAAGUAUGAUGACAGGUUUCCUUAAUAACAUUUCGUUUCCUUUUGUUGUGCAGCGACGUCAAAGAAAGACCAUUCAUGCUUCACUAUGAGGUAGGUUGUGUAUCGAGUUCUGUAAUUGCUGAAAGCGCUGGUGUCACCUGGACUGGGGUCUAGAUCUUACUACUAACACAUCAAUACAAAGAAAGCUGUGAACUUCUUUCUUAAUUGUUGUUUAUUUCAGUGUUAUGACAUUUUUACUCACUAAUUACUAAUUCACAGCUAACAUUUCUUUUGGUUGAUUACAAAUAGUUUCCACCAUUUUGUGUGAAUGGAAUAGGGUUGAUCGGUGGUUCGAGUCGACGAGAAAUUGGUCAUGGUAAGAUAAACAUUUUACAUCACUGAUUUGUAGAAGAAGACGAUAUUUGCCUUAAGUAUUUAAUUGCUUUAAUUUAACACUGUGGGUGUUCCCUUUAGAUAAACGAUAACUGGCUCCAUUUGGCGCGAAAAUCCGCUUGGAAAACUGAGUCCAAGGACAAAUUCCAAUAAUAUUUUCAGAUAACACUGUUAAUUUGUAAUUUGUGAGAAAUCAAACAGUUUUGUUCGUUUAUUUUAGGUAAUUUAGCAGAAAUGGCUUUAGAACCAGUUGUUCCCAAGGAUUUUCCAUUCACCAUCCGACUUACAUCUCAAGUGUUAGAAUCCAAUGGUAGGCAAGAUAGUCCAUCCUCAGAUGAGGUUCAACUGGUAUCAUGUCUUACAAGAUGUAGUUUUCUUUUUUAUUUCUGGCCCGCGAUAAAAAUCAUCGCAGCAGUUUUGUGUUUAACAAUUUUUUUUUCCUUUUUUAACAGGUUCAUCAUCUUUAGCAUCUGUUUGUGCUGGAAGUUUGGCAAUGAUGGAUGCUGGUAGGUAUUUUCUUCAAUAAUUAUUAUUGUUAUAUUUACCGCUAUUUAGAUCACAGUUUUUGUCUUCGUUUUCCUUUUCAUUGAUCUUUAUCUUCAUCACUGCAGUUUACGCUACUGAUAAUACCACUGUUAUAAGCAAACCUUCUGUUACUAUGAUCGUGAUCGGCUCGAAAAUUAUCGUUAACAUCGUUAUCGUUGCCUUUACAGUUAACGUUAUCGCCAUCGUUACCAUUACGUAGAGUAUAAUUGUUUUAGCAUGCUCUGAAGAAACAACUAAAUACUUGCAUAUGAUUAUGUGGCACUUUUAACCCUUAAAUUACUAUUUUUCAUAUCACAGCGAUUCCAAUCACUCGUCCUGUUGCAGGAGUUGCCUGUGGUUUGAUAACAAGCAGUGAUGCAGAGGACCCGGAUAAACCAGACAUAGAAAAUUAUUGUCUUCUGACAGAUAUCUUGGUAAGAAACAUAAUACGUGUGAGUAAGGGGUUUAAAUUGAUAAAGUUUACUCAGAACAAGUUUGGAAAUGUUUGUUGUCUCACUUUGUUGCAAUAACAACACUUAUUUCAUUAGGGCAUUGAAGACUUUAUGGGUGAUAUGGACUUUAAACUUGCCGGAAGCAGAGAAGGAAUAACAGCUCUACAGGUAAAUUGCCUUCCGUUUACUACCCAUCUAAUAUUAUUGUGUUAGAUAUCAAAUUAAGCUUUGGUGACUUGCGCGUUUUGUUUGUGAUAGGCUGAUUUCAAGGUACCAGGCCUUCCGCUACACAUUGUAGAAGAGGCAGUCAAAAAGGCAACUGGUAAGAAGUAGUAGCUAACAGAUGAGGAAAUAGAAUUAACUUACGCCGGACAAGGAAUAUUUAGAUGUGGAAAUACCUAACUGUGAUACUUGUGGAUGGCAAAGUGAAAUCAGGAACCGAACAAACUUCUUUGUGAUUUGUGACAUUGACAGAGAGCCAAUUUCUCCUCUUAAGUUUUUCUUUUGUCCUCGGUAGUUGCACAAAUGUCAAUCUGAUUUUCUAGUCAGGACGAGUUUUUUUUACCUCAGUGUUCCUCUUUGCGACCAUCAAAUUGCUAUUCCCUCCAAUUAAAAAAUUAAUGCUCGUUUUGAAGACGCCUUGGAAGGUUUUCUGGUAGAAUUUAAAGGGCAACGCUUGUUAACGUGUCACUUCACUUUCCAGCUGAUCGGAUGAAAGUUUUGGAUUUAAUAGAAGAAUGCCAAAGCGGUCCGAGAAAAAUACCCAAAGACAAUCUGCCAGUUCAAGGUGAGCUUUUUUAACUUAACUUUACAGAGAUAUCGUUUAUCAUACAACAAACGAUCACUUUCAUCAUUAUUAGGUCAUCCCCCGACUUGCGUUUUGGGAUCCAGCCUGAGAAAUAACGAUCGACGAGUUUAUCACCUUUCCUUAUGUUCUUGCUGUUGAUGGAAUUUUAUCUUUCUGCUCACGUAGGAAAUGUAGUUCUUUCUCGAUUACAAGUUAGAAAGCUGUUUGCUGCUGGCGGACUGACAAUAAAAAACCUGCAGGAAGAGACAGGUUAGUAUCAGCUACUAAGUGAAAAAGAAGGAAAGAUAAUGAAUGACUUUCACGUAGCACAGUUCAACAAACGGGACAAUUUACUCACAUAUACUGGUAUCCUUUACUUAGCACGAAAUGACCGGGAACAUGUAGCCAGCGCUCGUUGUACUGUCUUGGUCUUAGCUUUUGUAUUAGGUAAUAGAGGUUUGUAAAAUGUUCUCCUAUGUAAGUCAUUGAGUACUGACUAACUUAAAAAUAAGGUAUUCUUACAAAUAAUUCUUUCUUCACUGGAGAGAUGUCUCAUGUACGCGAACAUUUAGCUCACUUUUAGGGGUAUGGAAAAUAAAUUUAAAUCUUCAAGUCGAUUAUAUUUGAAAUCAUUCUCAUUUAUCUUUAUCUCAAGUGCUAAUGACCAAUGUAACGUGUUUCUGGUUUAAAGGUUCAAUCAUUACACGAGUUGAAGAUGAUGAGUUUCACGUGUUUGCUUAUGACGCGAAAGCUUUCCAGGAAGUAUUAGACAAGAUGAAUGAAAUUACUACCGGUGCCGACACGGAAAAGGUAUCACAAUCUUUGCUCCAGGGUUAAACUGAUUCAUCAUUUGAACAGGCUGCGUGCAUUCAGUCAGAUAUGUUACUGUUGGUUGUAAAAUAACUGACUGAUUGCCUCCCGUGUUACCUGGAGUCGUAAAAAACAACUUAACGAUAUACUUGCUACAGGAGGUUGCGCCGGUAAAAUGUGCGAACAGGAAUCAAAGUUCUGGGUUAAAAAGCUGAUUUUUUUUUUCAUGUUCAGGAAACCAUGGAAUUAAAUAAAAAAGAAACCUGCUAAAAAAGGAUCGCAGUGCAACACAGUACACUUUCUUACCGAAACUUUGACUAACAUUCCGUUACAUGAAACCUAAAUCGUUCUAACGUGAUAUCGUAAAUUCUCUAUUAUUUAACGUCUGCAACAGCUUAGAAAUUUCCAACUUUAUUUCUUCUUCCCUAAUUUUCUUUUGUCUCUUAUUGCGUUUAUUUCCUUCACUAAGCACUGGACAGAAUCUCUUGAAGUUGGAGCUACAUACAAAGCAAUUAUUACUGAGUUUAGGUAAGAGAAAACAAACCUUUGAGACCCGUGUCUUUCUGCUUUCAUCAACUCGUCAACUGUUCGAACCCAUCUCUUUUCAUGCUCUGUUGUAACACAGUUUGCUUUUUUACGCUGAGGCUGCAAAACUUGUGGUGCUUACUUAAUAUGCAUACGCGUAAAUGUGAUCACAUGACACCAGUACUCUGAAAAUACCACUGGUUACCUGUUGAUGGGUGCAUAGUUUUUAAAAAUUCUUUUAUUGACAUAUAAAUGCUUGAAGGGCUUAGCGCCACCAAACCUCUGCGAUCUUAUAACAAAAUAUUUGCUCAGAUACAAUUUAAGAUUAGUUAUUGGCCAUCGUUUGGUUGACCUUGGUUACAAACUUGCCAGAUAUGGUUCAAGAUCAUUUUCUGUAACCGCGGCUAAACUCUGGAACGCACCGUCGCUGGAAAUCCGUUUAAGCGACAAUUUGUAGCAAUUCAAGCGCAAUCUUAAAAUACAUCUUUUCAGGAAAGCCUCUUAAUUAGUUAUUUAGGUAUGUAGUUAGUAAGUUUUUACUCGUGAGGUUUUUUAUUCUCAGUUCUUAUUGUGAUUUUGACAGCUUAGUUAUGUUAUUAGUAAGUUUAACUUUCUACGUGAGGUAUUUUAACAUCAUUGUAAAGUGCUAUUGGAUAGCGACAGAAAAAGCGCUAUUUAAAUAUAGUAUUAUUAUUAUGAUUAUUUUGUCAUUCCAGGGAGUACGGGAUUAUGGUAGAACUUUUACCGGACACACCCAGUGUACUUUUACAGACUUCAGAAAUAUCUCACCAUAAAGUAAGUCGACGUAACGAAGUAACUGUGACAAGAUAGUCUCAAUAUCACAUCGAGUGGUCAUAAACUGGACUUACAUGUGGCACAUAUUUUCAUUCAGAUAGGAAGUGCGGUCUACUGCUUUCAUGGUAAAGCCAUGGGCCUGCUGUACAUAGCCUUUAAGGCUGGCGGCCCUUUGUGCCCUUUAAAGCUAUGAGCGGAGAAUUUUAGCCGCCCGUUUUCACAGGUCCGUCGCCUAACGCUCACAGCACACUCAAAACCACCAGUUACUCAGGCUUAUCGUGAUACAAUAAAAGCCUUGGGUUUGUCCAGUCCAGCAUGUGUGGUAUUUCAGUUAUUUUGCACAAUCUUGUAUCGAGUGAUCAUUGAUAUAUGUUCUUCAAAAUUCACUGCUUCGUUGAAAGAAAGGUUUUCAUAGUCUAGGAAAGUUGUUUGGAAACAGUAAAAUGAAACCCUCUGAACUAAGUACUUGCUUCUCAGGUUUUAUUUUCCUAGUUUUUUCCGCAAGCAUUAUAGGCUGAUUUUUUUACCGACGGAUAUUUCCUAUUAACUUAAAACCUCCUCUGCUGUUGUCUGAGCUUUUUUUCUUUUCUUUUCUUUUCUUUUCUUUUUUUUCUUCAGAGUCAUCAAACAACGAAUGAAUUUACACUAGGACAAAUCGUUGAUGUAAUGUAUCUUGGAAAAGACCCUUUCUCUGGAAAAGUUCGUCUGUCAAGAAAAGCACUUUUGCCGAAGCCGCAUGAUACCAUGAACCACGAAGAUUUUGUCGAAAAGUUCCUGAGCCCUUCAAAAAAUAAGAGGACUUGA
This is a messenger RNA of Pocillopora meandrina, 12955 nucleotides long. NCBI's taxonomy places the organism in Eukaryota, Metazoa, Cnidaria, Anthozoa, Scleractinia, Pocilloporidae. The record is from the annotation of a GenBank genome assembly.